AUGUUGGCCGCCGUCACUAAAAGCUUCGUGCGAGUCACGAGCGCUGCUACGUCGCGUCAUGCCCCAUUUUUGAACGCGCAAGUUUAUUUCUCAACUGACAACGUGACACCCGAGAUUGAGAAGCCGAAGCGUACGAAGCUCAAGAUUCCGACCAAACGUGCAGCGUCACUUCUGCAGCAAUUGGAGGUGGAGGCCGUUAUGAAAGCCUCAGAUGGAAAGGAUAUUGAUAAUUUUAAGCCUGGUGACUCAGUUGAGGUGCAGUAUUUACUGAGUCGCACUGGUGGUCGAGUUCAACGUGUCAAGGGCGUUGUGUUGGCGCGACGAAACCGUGGCACGGGCAGCUCAUUUGUCAUUCGUAACCACAUUGGUGGCUAUGGCUACGAGCAGAAGAUUUUUCUGCACUCGCCGUUGUUGCAGAGCGUCAAGGUGUUGCAGGAGGCGUUCAUCCAUAAAGGCAAGAAGCGCGUACGUCGUGCAAAGCUCUUCUAUUUGCGUGAGAAGGCGCCCAGCUUUACUACUGUCUAG
Messenger RNA from Peronospora farinosa, 525 nucleotides. NCBI's taxonomy places the organism in Eukaryota, Oomycota, Peronosporomycetes, Peronosporales, Peronosporaceae. The record is from the annotation of a GenBank genome assembly.